AUGUCGGCCGCCCCCCCGCACCCGAGCCAGCCCCGCUGCCCCCGCCCGGCGCCCCCCGAAGCCCGGAGCUCGCCCCGAGGGACGCCGCGCUUGGCUCGCUGCCGGCACUCGCCGCUGCUGCGGCUCCGGCCCCGUCCAUCGCCUCCCAUGGUGUGCUCCAGCCCCGCGCUCAGCGCUCAGGAGCAAUCGAGCUCCAGCCAGGACGAGAGCCCUGGUGGCGAGCCAGACCUGCUGUGGCUCGCCAACCUCACGGGCGAGCACAUCGGGCUGGCCCCGAUCUCGCAGGACCCCGAGGAUCGCUGCAGCAUCUGGGAGAACCUGGUGAGCCUGGUGGAUUUUCAGUGCCCGGGCUUCCCGCUGACCGCCGAGGAGCUCGGCCACUACAUCGACAUUCCCCGCUCGCCCGCGGCCUCCGGCGCCAGCGCGGUGACCGCCACCCUGCCCCUGUCCCCUCCCCUGCCCGGGGACAUCGACUACAAGAACAACGCGCACCUCAAGCCGCCCUAUUCCUACGCCACGCUCAUCUGCAUGGCCAUGGAAGCCAGCAAGGAGCCCAAGCUCACCCUGGCUGCCAUCUGCAAGUGGAUCAGCGACAACUUCUGCUAUUUCCGCCGCGCUCAUCCCACCUGGCAGAGCUCCAUCCGGCACAACCUGUGCAUCAACAAGCGCUUCGUCAAGGUGCCCCGGGAGAAGGGGGAGCCGGGCAGAGGCGCCUUUUGGAAGCUUCACCCGCAGUACGCCGAGUGGCUGAGGAGCAGCAGCACCCCCAAAGGGCGCAGGACGCCCCCGGAGCACAUCCCGGCGGGGUCCGGCCGCCGAGCCCAGCCCGGAGCCCGGCGCGGCCCCGCCCGCAGCGGCCUCGAGGUGGGCGCGGAGCUGCAGCGGCUGCUGCGGGAGUUCGAGGAGUUCGAGAGCGGCCACGGCUGGAGCCGCCCCGCGGCCGCAGAGGCCCCUUGGGCGCCCGGCAGCGCCCGGGAGGAGCCGGCCGAGCUGGCGGAGCUGAAGGGCAGCGCUGACUGGGAAGCUCUGCUGGAUCCCGCCCCGGAGCAGGGAGAUUUCUCCUCCCUCGGGCACCUGCAGCUGCCGGCGCAGCCCCUGCACCCGGCCAGGGCACGGGGGCAGCCCCCGGGCUGGCCGCAGGAGCCGCUCCUGCCCGAGCCCAGCCCCAGCAAGCCGGGCUUGGAUGAGACCCUGAUGGCCACGGCGUUCCUGGAGGCGGCGUGGCCCGAGGAGAGCGGAGAGACCCCGCCCGGCUGCGGCCCCGCCGGCGCCCCGGGCCCCCUGCCCGCGGGGGGCGCCACGGGCUGGGACCCUCUGGCCCAAUUAAACCUCUAUUAG
Oenanthe melanoleuca is the source of this 1338-nucleotide messenger RNA. Its product is annotated as forkhead box protein J1-like. Gene Ontology annotation, biological process: regulation of DNA-templated transcription. Gene Ontology annotation, molecular function: sequence-specific DNA binding; DNA-binding transcription factor activity. The record is from RefSeq and is a predicted model, not a curated record. The transcript has 4 exons. Lineage: Eukaryota; Metazoa; Chordata; Aves; Passeriformes; Muscicapidae. The coding region runs from base 1 to 1338 and encodes 445 amino acids.